Gastrolobium bilobum is the source of this 1556-nucleotide messenger RNA. RefSeq names its product RHOMBOID-like protein 2. NCBI's taxonomy places the organism in Eukaryota, Viridiplantae, Streptophyta, Magnoliopsida, Fabales, Fabaceae. The coding region runs from base 371 to 1363 and encodes 330 amino acids. Gene Ontology annotation, biological process: proteolysis. Gene Ontology annotation, cellular component: membrane. Gene Ontology annotation, molecular function: serine-type endopeptidase activity. The transcript has 5 exons. The record is from RefSeq and is a predicted model, not a curated record.
CCAAACAAUCCAAUUAAACCGCAACACGUCAUCAGUUAAGUCAAACUCCUCGAUAACGUGCGGAAUCACUUGAGUAUCGUUGGCCAUCGUGGGUCGCAGGUAUAGUGAGGUUUGUUUUGGUUUUGUUUCUUACUGCGACAGUUACAAACACGAAACAGUGAAAUGGGUCACCCCACUACUACUAGUACCUUCUCUCUCAUUCGUCUCCCAUUUAAACUCAUUCACCAACUCAACCUCUUCCUUCGUUCUAAGGAAUCGUUUCAGAACAAAGUUUGAGACUUUGAUAUUGGAUUCGAUAUAUAUAUAUAUAUAUAUAUAUAUAUAUAUAUAUAGAGAGAGAGAGAGAGAGAGAGAGAGAAGGAGAGAAAUUAUGGCUAGGAGAGAUCUUGAAAGCGGUAACAGGGGAACGAAGAACAACAUAGAAGAAGAUAACAACUACUCUGUUUCAGCUUCUUCCUAUGUUUAUGAUUCAGAGACCCAUUGGACAUCAUGGCUUGUUCCUAUGUUUGUAGUUGCUAAUAUUGCUGUUUUCGUUGUGGCCAUGUACAUCAACAAUUGUCCCAAGAACAAUCUCGGAUUCCAAGGUAACUGCGUGGCCAGGUUCCUUGGCAGGUUCUCCUUCCAGCCUCUGCAGGAGAAUCCAUUGCUUGGCCCUUCUUCCUCAACAUUAACCAAGAUGGGAGCCCUUCGGUGGGUUAAUGUUGUGCAUCGACACCAAGCAUGGAGACUUGUGACUUGCAUUUGGUUACAUGCUGGAAUCAUUCAUUUGCUAGCAAACAUGUUAAGCCUGGUCUUCAUCGGCAUUCGCCUUGAACAGCAAUUUGGGUUUGUGAGGAUAGGAAUCAUAUACCUAUUGUCUGGAUUUGGGGGGAGUGUACUGUCUUCUUUAUUUAUCAGAAACAGCAUCUCUGUUGGUGCUUCCGGUGCUCUUUUUGGACUUCUUGGAGCAAUGCUGUCAGAACUUAUCACAAACUGGACAAUAUAUUCCAAUAAAGCAAUGGCUUUGGUCACCCUUUUGGUUAUCAUUGUGAUCAACCUUGCCAUUGGCAUUUUGCCACACGUUGAUAAUUUUGCUCACAUUGGGGGAUUUCUGGUGGGAUUUCUGCUUGGUUUCAUUUUCUUGCCCCGUCCUCAGUUUGGGUGGUUAGAGCAGCGACGUCUUCCUGCAGGUGUUCGCUUGAGGUCCAAGUACAAGGCUUACCAAUAUGUUCUAUGGAUUCUCUCUCUUAUCCUGUUGAUUGCUGGGUUAUCGAUUGCAUUGGUUAUGCUAUUCCGGGGUCAGAAUGGGUAUGAUCACUGCCAUUGGUGUCGCUACCUAACAUGUGUCCCGACUAAUAAAUGGGAAUGCAGCAGUGACACUUAAACUACAGAGGCAUAUGAUGUUCAUUAGCAUAUAGCGUUUUCUUUUCUUAUAUGUAUAGCCAAUUAGCCAUAGCUUUUAGAAACUGGGUUGUUUUGUCUUUUUUCGUUCCCCCCCCCCCUUUGAAUAAUUGGUUUGUCUUCGUGGAUUUAUGCCUUCUUUUUUUUACAAAAAUAAAAUUAAAUAAAUAUUUGCA